UCCUCUGAGUAGUUCUUUCUUUCUCUGAGACCUGUGACUCGGCCCUGCUGAUAGCAAGAUGUCUUCAGGAAAUGCAAAAAUUGGGCAUCCUGCCCCCAACUUCAAAGCCACAGCUGUUAUGCCAGAUGGACAAUUCAAAGAUAUCAGCCUAAGUGAUUACAAAGGAAAAUAUGUCGUAUUCUUCUUUUACCCUCUGGAUUUUACUUUUGUGUGGCCCACUGAGAUCAUUGCUUUCAGUGAUAGGGCAGAAGAAUUUAAGAAACCGAACUGCCAAGUGAUUGGAGCUUCUGUGGAUUCUCACUUCUGUCAUCAGGCAUGGGUUAAUACACCCAAGAAACAAGGAGGAUUGGGACCUGUGAACAUUCCUUUGGUAUCGGAUCCCAAGUGCAGUAUUGCUCAGGAUUAUGGAGUCUUAAAGGCUGAUGAAGGUAUCUCUUUCAGGGGCCUCUUUGUUAUUGAUGAUAGAGGUAUCCUUCGACAGAUCACUGUAAAUGAUCUUCCUGUUGGCCGCUCUGUGGAUGAGACUCUGAGACUAGUCCAGGCUUUCCAGUUCACUGACAAACAUGGUGCAGUGUGCCCAGCUGGCUGGAAACCUGGCAGUGGUACCGUCAAGCCUGAUGUCCAAAAGAGCAAAGACUAUUUCUCUAAGCGGAAGUGAAUACUGGACCGUUGUUCUGCCAGGCUGCAUUGGGCAGCCAGAAGAAAAUCUCCUGUAGUCUAUUUGUGCUUAAAAACAAAACUUGGUGUUAUCCAAGACAUGCCUUUCCUGCAGUGCUAGGGGGUGGGGGUUGACCUGAGCUGGGUUGUGGGUAGACUCUAUGAUACACCUGUUGCAGAAAUCAGCCUGUUCUUUUUGUAGUAUCUAUUAAACUUGAAAA
Myodes glareolus (Bank vole) is the source of this 878-nucleotide messenger RNA. The record is from RefSeq and is a predicted model, not a curated record. Lineage: Eukaryota; Metazoa; Chordata; Mammalia; Rodentia; Cricetidae.